Molecule: messenger RNA, 2396 nt
Organism: Monopterus albus (swamp eel)
Lineage: Eukaryota; Metazoa; Chordata; Actinopteri; Synbranchiformes; Synbranchidae
Gene: thnsl2
Product: threonine synthase-like 2
Exons: 10
Biological process (GO): 2-oxobutyrate biosynthetic process; dephosphorylation
Molecular function (GO): pyridoxal phosphate binding
Source: RefSeq, a predicted model, not a curated record
CAGGGGCAGUAACGAGCCCCUUGCGGCUUCUCCUGUGGCACAUAUAAGGCGAAGAAAAACUAAAAAUAUUACUUGGAAAAGCGACACAAAGGUUUGUCCAAUGCAGUAUUGCAGUACUCGAGGUGGGGUUCAUGGAUGGAACUUCCGGGAUGUUUUGUUUUCGGGCUACGCUCCAGAUGGGGGGAUGUUCAUGCCAGAGAGUGUGCCUGUGCUGACCCCGGACACCCUAAGGAGCUGGAGGGGGCUGACCUACACCAAACUGGUGGUGGAGGUUGCCUCGCUUUUUAUUCCCAGUCAGCAGAUCCCCAGACAGGACCUGGAAGUCCUGGUGGGUGAAGCGCUGUCUAGUUUCUCAGUGCCUGAGGUGGUCAGAAUCGCUCGGUUGAACAAGGAUCUGUCAAUACUGGAGCUUUUCCAUGGAGAGACUUUGGCCUUUAAGGACCUGGCUAUGACCUGCACUGUGCAUAUUCUUGAGUACUUCGUGCGAAAAGAGAAUAGCAGAGCUACCAUUCUUGUAGGUACAUCAGGAGACACAGGUGGAUCAGCCAUCCAAAGUGUUAAAGGUUUGUCUGGGUUGGAUGUGGUGGUUGUUUACCCCCGAGAUCGCGUCACUCCAGUCCAGGAGAAACACAUGAUCACUUGUCUUGAGGAUAAUGUUCAUGUGUUUGCAGCGGAUGGCACAUCAGAUGACAUAGACCAGCGUUUGCGGCGUAUUUUUGCUGAUCAGGAGCUGGUCAAAUCUCAUGGUCUCAUGAGCCUCAACUCAGUCAACUGGUCUAGAGUCAUGAUCCAGCUUGCCCACUUCAUCUAUGCUUACCUGGAGCUCAGUGGUCUGGAGCUGGGUGAGGCUGAUGCUGCCCUACCUGAGCUGGAGGUGGUGGUGCCCACUGGAGGGGCAGGAAACAUUGCAGGUAGACUGAUUACUGCUGCAGGUAGACUGAUUACUUUACUUAAUGCUAACUCUGUGAUAUGACAGACUGGCUUGGCUGCUAAUGUGAUACAAACGUUGGCUUCUGCUGUAGACGUCCAUGACCCAUACAACUUGGAGCGAGUGUUCUGGCUGCUGCUGGACAGAGACGGAACCUCAGUGAAGAAUAUGAUGGAGGAGUUUCAACAAUUACAUAGACACACACUGCCUGAAAACCAGCGCAAACUGUUGUCACAGGUGAUAUCAACUGGAACAGUGACUGAUGAAGGGAUCCUGGAAACCAUGAGGAGAUGCUGGGAGGAAAACCAUUAUAUGCUGUGUCCUCACACAGCUGUGGCUGUUUGGCAUCACUACCAUUGUCCUCACAGCCCUGGUCUCAACAGGUGUUACGUGGCGACAGCAUCUCCAGCCAAGUUUCAGGCAGCAGUGCAGAGGGCCGGCCUGACCAUUGAUCUGCCUGAGGCGGUGCGGUCAUUGGACAAAUUAGCUACUCGUUACCAGAACCUGGAGCGGAGCCUGAAUUGGUGCAGAGACUGGGAGGAAAAACUGAGAGAGAAAAUCCAGUCUGUAGGCUCAUUCAGAAAAGGCCAGGAGACUAACAACAUCUGAUUACCGCAGAUUAUGGCAGAUGCAGUUAUAUAGGAAAAUAUGGUUUUUACAUCAGAAAUUCUGAAACUGCAUAUGAGUAAGGUCAGGUGACUCGUAUAUGAACUUACGUAGCUAUAGAAACUCAUGAUCCAGGGCGGGAUUUUAAUCCUCACAGGCCCUGGGGCACUUAACUUUUGGAGGCCCCCCACCCAACCUGCCUAGUAAGACUUUUCGGACCUAAAAUUCAGAUUAUUGGAUUGUGGACAUUAGGACCCACAGAAACCCUGUCUGGUGUCUGUCCUUUUCCUCAUACAAUUGUCCAAGAUUACACAUUAAAUAUUGUUUUUUCUUUGUGUUUUUCUUUACUUCACAAACAAAAAUCAGUUUUGUCUAUAUUAUAAACUAGAUAUAUAGAAUAAAUAAUGUGUGUACAUGAUUUGCUUGAGUUUUUUGUUUCUUUGUUUUGCUUUUACAUCCAUUGUGCUGUAAACUAAACCCCAAGUAUAAAGCAGUUUUUUUUGUUGUUGUUUGUUUAGAAAGCUGCAGGUAACAUACAUUCUGCAAGUAUUAUUUGAUUAAUCCCAAUUGUCUUGUCUCUACUCUGCAUUUUGAAAACAGGAAGUAGUCAAUGAGUCAAUCUUGAGCUAAACUAUCUUGUUUUCUUAUAUUAACUAGCAAUCCUACACUGCAAUGCUCUGCAUUUUAUCAGAGGGAAAAUCUUUAGUUCUACAGCUGUUAGUGAUGAUGGAAAAUGUUGAUGAUUAGUAAAUAGUAAGUGUCCAAAAUCUCAGUUUACUAUACUGCAUGAACUGUUCAGUGUACAUUAUAUAGGGAGUAGUGAAUGAGAUAGUGAUUUUGGAGUCAUGGGCGACAUUGAAUC